Protopterus annectens (West African lungfish) is the source of this 1567-nucleotide messenger RNA. RefSeq names its product origin recognition complex subunit 4 (gene ORC4). The record is from RefSeq and is a predicted model, not a curated record. The transcript is spliced from 14 exons. The coding region runs from base 138 to 1442 and encodes 434 amino acids. Gene Ontology annotation, molecular function: DNA replication origin binding; ATP hydrolysis activity. Lineage: Eukaryota; Metazoa; Chordata; Ceratodontiformes; Protopteridae. Gene Ontology annotation, biological process: DNA replication; DNA replication initiation. Gene Ontology annotation, cellular component: nuclear origin of replication recognition complex; nucleus.
CAACCCGGAAAAAAAUGGUUGGGACAGCGGAGGCGGAAGAAGUAAUAGAUGGAGUGAGAGAAGGUGAAAGGUUGAAGGGGAUUCGUUUAGUGGGGUUAUGUUCAGGUGAAUGCUGAUUAGGUACUACUGUGAAUACAAUGAGCAAACGUAGAACAAAAGAGACCAGUUUAACUCUUGGAGAGUGCAUUUCUCAGGUUCAGGAUAUAUUGAGGAAGAGAUUUUGUCUCCAGAAGCUGAAUGGAAGACCAUUUGGAAUGGAAUCUCAACAUAAGCAUUUACUAGAGCUGUUGAAACGAACAGCCAUCCAAGGAGAAAGCAACUCCAUUCUUAUUGUUGGACCUAGAGGAGCAGGGAAGACCAUGUUGCUAAAUGAUGUCUUGAAUGCAUUGCUGGAAGUGAAACAAGUGAGGGAAAAUGUUUUGGAGGUUCACCUAAAUGGCUUACUUCAGACUGAUGAUAAAAUUGCUUUGAAAGAAAUUACAAGACAGCUGCAACUAGAAAAUGUCGUUGGAGACAAAGUUUUUGGAAGUUUUGCAGAAAACCUUGCAUUUCUUCUUGAAGCUUUAAAGAAAGGUAAUCGUAGUAGCAGUCGUCCAGUAAUCUUCAUACUUGAUGAGUUUGACCUCUUUGCACAUCACAAGAACCAAACUCUACUGUAUAAUCUCUUUGACAUUUCACAGUCUGCGCAGACUCCUGUUGCUGUGAUUGGAUUGACUUGCAGAUUGGAUGUGCUGCAGUUACUGGAGAAGAGAGUAAAAUCACGAUUCUCCCACAGGCAGAUCCAUUUAUUGAACUCCUUCAAUUUCCAACAGUACUUGAAAAUAUUUGAAGAGCAAUUGACUUUGCCUGAAGAUUUCCCAGAUAGACGAUUUUCUCAGGAAUGGAAUCAAAAUUGCCAGUCUCUUUCUAAGGAUCAGACAGUGAAAGAUGUUCUUCAGAAACAGUUUAACUCCAGUAAAGAUCUUCGAUCACUGCACAUUCUGUUGAUGCUUGCUCUGAGUCAAGUAACUGUGUCUAACCCAUUCAUCACAUCAGUAGCCCUACUGGAAGCUUAUAGAGUACGCAGUAUGGAUUCAAAAGCAAAUUUGCUGCAUGGCCUAUCUGUUUUAGAAAUCUGUCUGGUCAUAGCUAUGAAACAUUUGAAUGAUAUUUAUGAAGGAGAGCCUUUCAACUUUGAAAUGGUGCACAAUGAAUUUCAGAAAUUCAUUCAGAGGAAGGCUCAAGCAAUUCAUAAUUUUGAAAAGCCAGUAAUUAUGAAGGCAUUUGAGCAUCUUCAGCAACUAGAACUAAUAAAACCUGUAGAUGGGCCAGCCACGCGAAUACAGAAGGAGUAUCAACUGACAAAGUUGCUGUUAGAUAGUAAUCAGAUCAUGGAUGGCCUCCAGAAGUACCCUCAUUGCCCUACUGACCUGAGACAAUGGGCAUCAUCAUCUUUAGGAUGAACUUAGUUUUUUUUUUUGUAUUGAAUGGUAUUAUAUUUUUAUAGCCUAAAAUAAGUUUUUUUGACUUGAUACAUUUUGUACAAAAAUAAGUGGUAUUGACUAAAAAAAUUAACUUUUGUAUGUUA